CGCGCUGGUCACGUGCUCGGUGCUCGCAGACCCUGUCACGUGACCAGCGCUGGGUUCUCGGUGCCACAGUGACAUCAGCGCCGGAAGUUCGCGAGAAUGAGCUACUCAGAGAAGCCCGAGGAGAUCACAAAGGACGAAUGGAUGGAAAAAUUAAAUAACUUGCACAUCCAGAGGGCGGAUAUGAACCGACUCAUCAUGAACUACCUGGUGACAGAAGGAUUUAAGGAAGCGGCCGAGAAGUUUCGUUUGGAGUCUGGAAUCGAGCCGAGUGUGGAUUUGGAGAGCCUGGAUGAAAGGAUAAAGAUUCGGGAGAUGAUCCUCAAAGGGCAGAUUCAGGAAGCCAUCGCUCUGAUAAACUCUCUGCACCCGGAGCUCCUGGACACUCACCGCUACCUCUAUUUCCACCUACAGCAACAACAUCUCAUAGAGCUGAUCAGGCAGCGGGAGACGGAAGCGGCCUUGGAGUUUGCCCAGACCCAGCUGGCCGAGCAGGGGGAGGAGAGCCGGGAAUGUCUGACGGAGAUGGAGAGGACACUGGCACUGCUGGCAUUUGAUAACCCCGAGGACUCUCCAUUUGGUGACCUACUUAACAUGAUGCAAAGACAGAAGGUGUGGAGCGAAGUCAACCAGGCCGUGCUAGACUACGAGAACCGCGAGUCCACGCCCAAGUUGGCCAAACUGCUCAAACUCCUCCUCUGGGCUCAGAACGAGCUAGAUCAAAAGAAAGUCAAAUACCCCAAGAUGGCCGACCUCAGCAAAGGAACGGUAGAGGACCCCAAGUAACAGACAGAAGGGCCCGCAUCCCUCGCAAAACCUCCUGCACCAUCAGUCUGUGACUGCAACGUUUUCUAUCAGUAUGCCAACCUGGACACUUCCUGUUUUGUUUUUGUUUUUUGGGGUCUCUGACAUCA
Nanorana parkeri is the source of this 911-nucleotide messenger RNA. It is a transcript of the gene GID8, whose product is annotated as GID complex subunit 8 homolog. Gene Ontology annotation, biological process: positive regulation of canonical Wnt signaling pathway; proteasome-mediated ubiquitin-dependent protein catabolic process. The transcript is spliced from 5 exons. Gene Ontology annotation, molecular function: protein binding. Bases 97 to 783 code for a protein of 228 amino acids. Gene Ontology annotation, cellular component: cytoplasm; nucleus. NCBI's taxonomy places the organism in Eukaryota, Metazoa, Chordata, Amphibia, Anura, Dicroglossidae. The record is from RefSeq and is a predicted model, not a curated record.